AUGGAAUAAUUUAUUAAUUAGUUUAAUAAACAAGAAUUUAAAAUCUCUUGGUUGUAUAUUUUCUUUAAUUUUAUUCUUGAUUAAAUGGUUGUGCUAGCUAGAAUAAAAAUAAGAAGCAAAAUAUCUAGGAUAAAUUAUUUGAAAUUACAACAAUUAUUAUAAAUAUUUGAUAUCGAAAUCCGUCGAGGAUUUACAUUUUUACAAUAUGACACUUUAAAAAACCUCAAUAUUAAUUACUUCUUUAUUAAAGCUAAAGAAAUCAUUUCCGAAUUCAUAAAUAAAAAUUAUAAUCUAAAACCUAUUCAAUCUAAUUUAGAAAUUGGAGUUUAAUCAUUUAGUUAUUUAGCUUUACAAUCUUGUGUAUUUAAUUUAAUAUUAUUGGGAGAUUAUUACAAUUAAUGGCAGAGGAAAUUAUCUAUGUUAUUUAAUAGAAAAUGCAUUAACAAGCAAUUAAUCCAAGAAUCUUAAUUGUAAUACUGUUUGAAAUGCCUUUAAAAUGGAGCUAUGUAAUACCUAAAAAUCAAUUGCUCAAUCAGAUAUCUAACUUAAAUAUCAAAGAAGUACCAGGUUUUGAACUUGAAAGUCACUUUUAAUUGCUAUCCUUAUUACUUUUAAAUUCUAUAGAGCAUUUAAUUAGUAAUAUCGAAAUAGAGAAGGCCAUUAAACAAACUUUUUGAGUAAAAAACUUUGUAUAAUAAUUAUUAGUAUUUAUAAUAAGUAAAAAAAUUAAAUAUCUCUAUAACAGAUUAAUAAUCAAUAUAAUAAAUAUUACUUUAGCCGAAGGUUAGAAUGUUAAAAAUAAAUAACAUUCAUUUCAAAGCAUAUAUAUAAAAAAAGAUUUUUGGACUUUUUUAAUUUUAUAAAAACUGA
Paramecium sonneborni is the source of this 870-nucleotide messenger RNA. The record is from the annotation of a GenBank genome assembly. NCBI's taxonomy places the organism in Eukaryota, Ciliophora, Oligohymenophorea, Peniculida, Parameciidae.